Messenger RNA from Scatophagus argus, 1260 nucleotides. RefSeq names its product cellular retinoic acid binding protein 2, b (gene crabp2b). Gene Ontology annotation, molecular function: fatty acid binding. The coding region runs from base 498 to 926 and encodes 142 amino acids. The transcript has 4 exons. NCBI's taxonomy places the organism in Eukaryota, Metazoa, Chordata, Actinopteri, Scatophagidae. The record is from RefSeq and is a predicted model, not a curated record. Gene Ontology annotation, biological process: fatty acid transport. Gene Ontology annotation, cellular component: cytosol; nucleus.
UCCAGAUCUUAUAACUUAACAUUUCAGGUUGGAUUUUCAUCCAUGUUUAAUUUCAAUUGCAACUCAUUUGCCUCUCGGCUAUUUUCUGGACAUCAUGUGAAGUAAUUGGGACAAACAUGACACCAACGUUGCAAAAACAAUUAACACUUUUGCUUAAUAUCAGAGCCGGCUGCUCAUCAAAAUCAGAGCUCUUACUGGAAGCGCAUUUUCCAGCUGGUAUCUAAAUCUUUCACCCUGCUGACAGAGGUGGAGGGUACAGUUAGAAUCAGGGGGAAAGUCCCUCCCUGCCGUCAGCCUCAGUAUUGGCUGGACCGGCAUCAGAUCCAGGCGAGCUGUCAGCCAAUCAGUGGAGGCGCAGAUGCGGGCAGAGGAGACUGUUUUACAAACGGGUUAACGGAAAGGGACAGACAGAGAGCCAGAUCCGAACCGGAGAGUCUGCAGGCACAAUCAGCUUCUUUAAUCAAAAAAAGCAUUUCUGCGAUUGUGUGCCUCAAAAAAUGGAGAAGAAAAUCACGGAUUUCUCAGGAAAAUGGAGAAUGAAGUCUUCGGAAAAUUUCGAGGAACUUUUGAGAGCCCUCGGUGUGAAUAUGUUCCUUAGGAAGAUUGCAGUGGCGGCGGCCUCCAGCCCGGCGGUGGAAAUCACCCAGCAGGGAGAGAGUCUGUCCAUCAAGACAUCCACUAGCGUCCGUACUACUCAUGUCUCCUUCACUGUGGGCCAGUCCUUCAGUGAGACCACAGUGGAUGGACGUCCCUGCACGAGCUUUCCUAAGUGGGAAACAGGCAGCAAGAUACGCUGUGAACAGACUUUACAGAAAGGUGAUGGGCCCAAGACAGCAUGGACCCGAGAACUGACCAACGAUGGAGAACUGAUACUGACAAUGACUGCUGGGGAUGUUGUCUGCACCAGAGUUUAUGAGAGGGAAUAAGGACAUGAGUAUGUCAUACAAUACUCCUGUGCCCCGUGCAUGGUUUACAUUUACUCGUCUUGUUUUCUUUUUGUCUUCCUCCCAGUCACUCAGAUGUUGGUUAGAUCUUGACAAAACUGCGCACUGUGUAGAAAAUGCUUCGGUUUACCUGAAUGCAUGUUGGAACAGUAGUCGCUUUUGUAUCACCAAGACUAGCUUAAUCUGUAUGUACCCUUCCUGUAAGUAACCUUAACCCUGUAUAUAGAAAUGUGUCACAUUCCUUUUUAAAAGCUGUAUCACAGUGUCUUGUAUCAUUUUUUGAGAUAAAAUAAACAGUUUUAUAUGAAUUCACGGA